CGAUACACGGUGGCUCCGACAGUAGUGCGUUCUGGUUUUUCGACGAACGGGGGAUUGUUAAUCGGCCACCGUGGACGCGAGAACAACCGUCAACCUGGAGCCCACGUGUCAGAAACGACGGAAAUGUGAGGCCGACGGAAAGGAGGCGAAGGCGGAACUGCCACAACGCAAUAUGUUCCCUAGCGCUCAAAUUAAAAUGAGAUUGCUGUCGCCAAGCAGUUCGCCGGCCACGUCGCCCACAAUGUCGAAUUCCUCGUCGCCGACGCCCCCGACGCCGGCUGCACCGGCCUACAACCAAAAGAUGACCGGGAUACCAUGCGUGGCGGCCGCUUCCAGGUACACGGCACCGGUCCACAUCGACGUAGGCGGCACAAUAUACACCUCCUCGCUCGAAACGCUGACGAAGUAUCCGGAGUCGAGGCUAGCGAAAUUAUUUAACGGCAGCAUCCCCAUCGUUCUGGACUCCCUGAAGCAGCACUAUUUCAUCGACAGGGACGGCGGGAUGUUCAGACACAUACUAAACUUCAUGAGGAACUCCCGUCUGCUCAUACCGGACAACUUCGCCGAUUUGGAUCUGUUGCUGGAGGAAGCGCGGUACUUCGACAUUGCACCGAUGUGCAGGCAGCUGGAGCAAAUGAAGAAGGAACGUAUCAAGAACGGCACGACGACGACGAUGUCCUCCUCGUCGCCGAGCCCGCCGCCGUCCAAUCAGCUGGGUAGCCGCGGCACGGGUUGCACGACGGUGCCCUGCAACCGGGACACGGACAAGAUACGCAACAGCGACGGGAACUGUAGCUACGAGUGCGUCGCCCUUCACGUGAAUCCGGAUCUAGGCGAACGCGUGAUGCUGUCCGGUGGGCGGGCGUUGCUCGACGAGGUGUUCCCGGAAACGACCCAGGUGGUGAUCGACGCCAGAUCGGGCGUCGUCUGGCACCAGCAGGACGACCGUCACGUGAUCAGGUUCCCGUUGAACGGCUACUGCAAGCUGAGCUCCGUGCAGGCCAUCACCAGGCUCCUGAACGCUGGAUUCCGCGUGGUCGCCAGCCACGGGGGCGGCGUCGAGGAACGGUUCUCGGAGUACCUGUUCGUACGACAGUCCGUCAACACUUGA
Colletes gigas is the source of this 1111-nucleotide messenger RNA. RefSeq names its product BTB/POZ domain-containing protein KCTD1 (gene twz). The record is from RefSeq and is a predicted model, not a curated record. Bases 173 to 1111 code for a protein of 312 amino acids. Lineage: Eukaryota; Metazoa; Arthropoda; Insecta; Hymenoptera; Colletidae. Gene Ontology annotation, biological process: protein homooligomerization. The transcript is spliced from 5 exons. Gene Ontology annotation, molecular function: protein binding.